AUCCAUCUGACCUUAUCUUCCCAAACAAAUCACAUCCAAGCAAAACUAAUCAAGGAACCUAGAGCGUCUGGUGUCUCUGUCGCCCAUGUCGAAGCACACAGCAAGGGGGUGGCUUACGCCAUCCUCUUACUCCACGUUACAACCUACUCUAUCAAAGACAAACAUUCCAAUCUUCAACAGUACUGCCGCUACUAUCUCCACCAUUAAAGCUGUAAAACUGAGCACCCAAGAAAUUCCAACCGCUCGUUGCAGAGCGAGGAGAAGAUCAGUGAGAUACGAGGAUGAAGACGAGGAUGAUAGAAAAGAAGAAUAUGGACAUAAUCUGGAGAUUGCAAUGUUGGAAUUUUACAGCCAGUCAGCAAUAGGCGAAGCCCUUCUUGUGCAUGCGAUUGUAGAUGAACAGGAAGUGGAGGUGCUCAUCUUUAAGGGAUUCUCUUCAUGCCUUAGCUACGGGACUUCACCAGAUCCAUCAAGAAGUGUUCUUCCAGCAAGGGCAGUGAUAAAAUCCAUAGACAGAAUCAAAGGUCCUUUCAACCCCUCUAAUAUAGAGUAUCUAGAGAAGGACCUAACAUGGGAAGCCUUCAAGAGCCGUCUUUCUCCUAAAUGACAUUUUGGAAAGUAUUUUAAUUUCUAGCUUUCAGCAGAAAUUGACAUUUUGGAAGGAUUCACGUUUCCUAAAGCAUGAUGACUCCAGCCGAAAUUGAACUUAUCAUUUUCAUAA
Messenger RNA from Populus nigra (black poplar), 721 nucleotides. RefSeq lists its product as uncharacterized. NCBI's taxonomy places the organism in Eukaryota, Viridiplantae, Streptophyta, Magnoliopsida, Malpighiales, Salicaceae. Bases 86 to 607 code for a protein of 173 amino acids. The transcript has 2 exons. Gene Ontology annotation, cellular component: chloroplast. The record is from RefSeq and is a predicted model, not a curated record.